UUUUUUUUGAUCAUAUAAAAUAGAUAAGAAAAAAAUCGAACAAGAAGAUCAAUUAUUAGUUAAUAAUAUAAAUAUAGAUUCUCAAUUAUUGAAACACAAUGUUGUCAAAGACAAAAUAACAAAAAAUAAAACACAACUAGUAUUAGACUUAAAACAAGAACAAAUCAACUUUAAUAUAAAUAAAACCAAAAAUAUACGAAAUAAUUUGGAACAAAUAGAUGAAACAGAAUCAAAAUUAGUACAUAAAAGAAAAAUGAAUGAAGGAAUUCCAUUAGGACGAGAUGAAGAAUUACCAGAACGAGUACAAAUUAAUGAACGACCAAAACCAAAAGCUUUAGAUAUUGAAGUUGUUUUUAAAUCAAACGAUGGUGAAAAACGAAAUUGGAUUGAAGGACGAGAUGGUGAAAAUAAAGAAGAAAAUGAACCACGUUUUAACCUACUUCAAUAUAAUCGAACAAAAUUUCAAGAAAAUCAACUUAUCAAUCCUCCGAUGACAAAGAAAAAAUUUAAACUUAAACCAAAAUUAAAAUUACACAGUGAUGAUGAGAAUGAUGGGUCAAACAAUAUUAUGACUGGCUUUUUGGUUUUUAUUUUAUGUGUUAUUAUUAUUUAUUUGAUACUAAGCAAUAAAAAUAAAAUAUUAGGUUUAAUAAUCGAAGGAUGUAAACGACGACGUGCAAUGAAUGGACGUCAUUUUAGUGCAAGUUCUAGUUCAACACGUCUUACUCGUCCAACGUAA
Rotaria sordida is the source of this 739-nucleotide messenger RNA. The record is from the annotation of a GenBank genome assembly. Lineage: Eukaryota; Metazoa; Rotifera; Eurotatoria; Philodinida; Philodinidae.